AUGAGAAAGCAGAGUGAUAGCCUCUCUGUCCCAUAUUGUGUAGAUGGGUCUUUUGUAGAAGGACCCACAGGAGAGGGCUGGACUCCCAAGGUCACUGCCACCUUUGGAUGCCACCCCAGAUCUCACGACGAUACGCUGUUCAUUAUAGUAACGCAGCAGGUUACCGUGUACCUCUUACUGAUUUUUAAGCUACACUCUGACCUCGAAAAGGCGGAGGCAACAGCCCCGUUUGGGCCAGACCCCGAAGAGGCGGCGGGGCCAGACCCCGAGGAGGCGGUGAGGGAGGAAGCCCCGUCGGGGACAGACCUCGAAGAGGCGGAGGCGACAGCCCCGUCUGGGACAGACCCCGAAGAGGCACUAAGGCAGGCAGUCCCGGCGGGGACAGACCCCGAGGAGGCUGCGGCGACAGCUCCGGCGGGGACAGACGCCGAGGAUGCGGUGUGGGAGGCAGCCCCGGCGGGGGCAGUCCCCGAGGAGGCGGCGGCUCCCGGCGGCGAGUGGGAUGCGGCAGAUCCGAGCCUGAACGGCGUGCGGGGCCGGGUGGAGGACGAGGAGGACGAGACGGGCUCGCCGGCCGCCCUGGAGGAGGAAGAGGAGGAUGGGGAGAAGCAGGAACACGACAUCUCUCUCUUCGUCAAGGCUGGCAGUGAUGGGGAAAGUAUUGGAAAUUGCCCGUUCUCUCAGCGUCUCUUUAUGAUUCUGUGGCUAAAAGGUGUCAUAUUUAAUGUCACAACUGUGGAUUUGAAAAGAAAGCCUGCUGAUCUGCAGAACCUCGCCCCGGGAACAAACCCCCCCUUCAUGACAUUUGACGGCGAAGUGAAAACCGAUGUCAAUAAGAUUGAGGAGUUCUUGGAAGAAAAGCUAGCGCCGCCCCGGUAUCCCAAACUUGCACCAAACCACCCCGAGUCUAACUCUGCAGGAAAUGAUGUGUUUGCAAAAUUCUCGGCGUUCAUAAAGAACCCAAGAAAAGAUGCUAAUGAAAAUUUGGAAAAAUCUUUGCUUAAAGCCCUGAGGAAGCUGGACAACUAUUUAAAUAGCCCCUUGCCCGAUGAAAUUGAUGCUUACAGCACUGAGGAGAUCACCGUUUCCAGCCGCAAGUUCCUGGAUGGAGAUGAGCUCACCUUAGCGGAUUGCAACCUCCUACCAAAGCUCCAUAUAAUCAAGGUUGUUGCAAAAAAAUAUAGAAAUUUUGAUUUUCCACCUGAAAUGACAGGGAUUUCAAGAUACUUGAACAAUGCAUAUGCAAGAGAUGAAUUUACAAACACUUGUCCUGCUGAUCAAGAAAUUGAGUAUGCAUAUUUGGAUGUUGCAAAGAGAAUGAAGUAAACAGAAGAUGCCUCCGCUCUUUAUUACUUGUGAGAUUUAGAUGGACACCAGCCAAGACAGAAAAAACAAAAGCCAGCGUACAUUCUGCAGCGUAAUUUUAAGUUCUGCUAUUGGCCGAUCCUUCUUUUAUAAUGAUUGUAUGGCAUUAUUUGCUCAUUCUUAAAUUAUGUAUGUUUGUGCGUCUGUACAGAUGUCUGCACACAUGAAUGUCUGUUGUGCAUUGCAAGCUAAGGGCAUCGGUCAAUAUUAAAGCAUUUG
Messenger RNA from Aptenodytes forsteri (emperor penguin), 1584 nucleotides. RefSeq names its product chloride intracellular channel 6 (gene CLIC6). Gene Ontology annotation, molecular function: D2 dopamine receptor binding; D4 dopamine receptor binding; D3 dopamine receptor binding. NCBI's taxonomy places the organism in Eukaryota, Metazoa, Chordata, Aves, Sphenisciformes, Spheniscidae. The transcript has 9 exons. Gene Ontology annotation, cellular component: plasma membrane. The record is from RefSeq and is a predicted model, not a curated record. The coding region runs from base 1 to 1326 and encodes 441 amino acids.